ACCCUUCUGUUGAUCUGUUGGUGUCAAGGAUAGACCUGUAACUGCAAUUUUUUUUACCAAACCACUGUUUUGAUUUUAAUAAUAAACAGCAAUUAAAUAAUUUUUCAUUUGUUUUCAGCAUUUUUUGCAAGUAAUGACAACUUCACAAAUUCUACCAAUAAAAAAGUGGUGAAAGAGGAAACUGCAGAAGUGUUUUCUGCGCCAGACAUUAUAGUCAGCCCAGAUCCCGUUACUGAAGGUACAUUGAUGUCGCUGGAGUGUAAAACCCGAGUUACCCAACAGAAAACUCCUUCUUCUUCUUCAGUGAAAUUGCAGUUUGCUUUCUAUAGAGACAGCCGAGUAGUGCAAGACUUCUCAUCAAUCAGUGGCUACCAAGUCUUUCCAGUUGAAAUGAAUCAUUCUGGGGAAUAUUCCUGUGAAGUGAGAACCUCUACCAACAGUAAAACUAAAAUGAGCAAAAUAUUAGCAAUUCGCAUACAAGAGCUAUUCUCCAUCCCAGAAAUAAAACUGAUCUCACACCCAGUGAUCCCCGGGGCAAAUCUGUCUAUAACAUGCAGCACAGUCAGCAAAUCUGUCGCAACUCAACCUCGAUUCAGAUUUUACAAAGACGAGAUCUUGGUGCAGAAUGAGAGUUUAUCCAAUAAUUAUUAUAUGAACUCAGUUCAGCUGAAGGAUUCUGGGAAUUAUUCCUGUGAUGCGCGUAUAUAUGACACAGUGAAGACAAGUAGUCAAGUCAGCGUCCAGGUACAAGGUGAGUGGGGAAGGUUCACCUUUUCUGAUCAUCCACUUGAAGCAUCGUCUUUCAGGCCCUACCAGAAUAUGUGUCAGCAUUUUACUUCAGAUGAUCUUUUUGUCUGGAAUUAUUCUUAUUGCAUGAUGGUAUCUGCUUGGAAGAAACAGAAGAUCCCCAAAAAAAUGCACAGAAACACACACAGUUUGACUGUAGCCUAAUGGCCCCCACGGUUCACGGUUUUAGCAAUUGUCCAGACAAACUCAUGAGUUAAUAGCUGUACGUUAAGUAGUUAAUGUAUGUGACUGAAACACGGUGCCAUUUAUUGCCCAACAUGGUGGCAUGAUACUACAUUUUCAAAAUGUUUUUGUAUAACCGAUCAUCUGCUACAUAUCUCUGUCUACCGAUUAAGUCUCCAUGUUGCUGUUUGAUCACUGCCAGCAAAUCCCAAAUGGUGGUGCUGGCCACCGAAUAAGGCUUGCAGUCACUUGGGGUUUGGGGCAAAAUGGAGGCCACUCAAGGUGAGAUUUGGGCAGGCUUGGACUGGCCAUCUGUAGAUUAUGGCAAAUGCCAGAGGGGCUACUGUAUAUUUGAAAUGCCAUGGCCUAUUUUGAAUCUCGGUCCAGGGUUGGAUUUGGGGAGUAUGUCUUCACACUUACCUAAGUAAGCCCUACUAUUGGUAGUGGUGUGCAGGUUAAGAAAUUCUUGACCCUCACCCAACUUUAACGCACCUGGCCUGGCCCACCGUUUCCCCUCUAUUUAUA
Xenopus laevis (African clawed frog) is the source of this 1494-nucleotide messenger RNA. Its product is annotated as Fc receptor-like A. The coding region runs from base 247 to 951 and encodes 234 amino acids. Lineage: Eukaryota; Metazoa; Chordata; Amphibia; Anura; Pipidae. The record is from RefSeq and is a predicted model, not a curated record. The transcript has 4 exons.